GCGCCAAGCUGCGCACACGAGGAUGAUCUCGUCUGCCCGGAGCCAACGGAGUCGUCUCCCCGGUGGUAUGCAGAUGUGAGAGGCCAGUCGCAGAGACACCGGCUGCUCCCGGGGCCCACGGGCAGGAGGGGGUCCUCCCGUUAUAAGCGCGGCGCGCGGGCCAUCGCCCUGCAGUCCGCACACCGCAGCCAUGGCCACCAGAAGCGGCCCACCGGCCGUGCUAGCGCUCCUGUACGCGGCGGCGUUCUUGUCAGCUCCGACGAGCGCCGAAGAAGUGAGAGAGGAGACUGGCGGUGAGGGCCGCGGCCACUUGCUAGUGCCGUACCACCAGGCGAACACGGCGCUGCUGCACAGGGCAGCUGCCAUCACUGGGGUCGUCCCAGACUCUGCGGCUGUGGUGGCGGCCGCCUCUCUCCAGCAGCGACCACAGACGCCGGACCAGGAGCAGCCGAAGCCGGCGGGUCCAGCCCAGCUGAACGACGAGCCGCCCCAGCAGCACUCUCAGGGUGGACAACUCGCAGCGAAGUUGGCAUCGCACGGUAACCAUCCAGAACUCACAGGAGUGAUAUUCCGCAAUCAUAAUCACCAAGAACCGUCUUCAUUGGCACCGGUGGAAGAGCCAUUCCAGAAACAGCAAAUCCCAGUCAGCGCCGACUCAACUGGGGCACUGCCUCACCAUACUGUGCCCAAUAGACCGUCGCCACAUCACACACCACAACAGGCCCCACACCUGGCCGCCAUAGCAGUAGCCCCACCUCCACAUUUCCAACAGAGCUUACCAGAGACUGUGAAGGCUCCAUACCAUCAUGUCCAGCACCAACCCGCACAGACUGUGCAAGCUGCACUUCCACCACAACACCCAAUGUCGGCGCAGCAGUCUGUCCUGCAACUCCAACAAAUUCUUGACCGCCAAACAGGAGCAGAGGUGGUACCUGGCAGGAGGACCCCAUAUCUCCCAUCUCCUGCAGCGGCAGCGCCUAAGCAACUUGUCCAUCGAGGGUCACCGGUAGGAGAAGAAGCACCUUCCAGACAGACUCCAUAUUUUACAUCACCGGCAACUCUGGCUCAGAAGCGACCUGCUCAACAUGUUCCACAAGUAGUGGAGGCAGAAUCUUCAUUCCUGCCACGCCGAACAGCUGCAGCUCUCAAGGAGCACGCCCACCAUAAUCGUCCAGCGGCGGGGGCCGCUUCGUUCCACCACAUCCACCACAUAGUGCCUGUUGCCGCCACUCUCCCACUCCAUCACUUUUCACACCACUCAGCGUAUAUGGGAGCUGCGCCACUUCAACAUGCCCAUCACUCUGUACCUGCAGCCGGAGCAGCAUCACACCAUAAGGCCACUCACGCAUCGUCUGGAGCACAUGGUGGAGGCGGCCACGGCGGGUCGGGCGCUGGUGGGAAGUCGAGCGGUGGCUCGUCGGGGAGCGGCGGCUCGUCACACCACUACAAAGAGUCGGGAGAGAAGGGUUCGUCAGGCAGCGAGAAGUCCCAGCAUUCGUCAGUCGUGGAGAAAGGAGGCGGAAGCAGCCACAGCGAAAGCGGUGGGCACGCGUCACACCACCACAAGCAGGACGGUGGCGCGCACGGCCACAAGUACAAGGGCGGUGGUCACACAGGCGACAACGCCUUCUCCAAGGGAUACCGCGACAAGUACCACAAGGACGAGCACCACCACCUGGACGACUUCUGGAGCAACGGCCAGGAGAAGGGCGGCUACCACAAGUACGGAGAGCACGGCUCCCACUUCAGCGAGAAGGGCAAGAAGAAGGAGUCCGCCAAGAAGGCAACGAAGGGCGGCUCGGAGGGAAAGCACGGGUCUGCCGGGAAGAGCGCCAAGGGCCACGCGACCAGUGACAAGAGCGGCCACGCCGCCCACGGGGGGCGCUCCAGCUCACACGAGCACUCGUCGCACUACGCCAAGAAGGGCGGCCACUCCUCGCACAAGAAGACGUCGGGGGGCAAGCAGUAGGCGGCGUUCUGAAGGACAACAGUUGCGCCGCCAAAGACUCGCUGUGGCGAGGCUCAAGAAGGUUCAAGCACGGGGUACCCAGGUCCCUAAGUGUAGUGUGAUGUUCUGCAGUCCACUGGCAGCUGGAUGGGAAUGGGGAGUGGGGUCAGAGAACGGACUCACUGACGAUUUAGUUUAAAAAAAGUAGCGUCCUGAAUCCACCAAAAGCUGCUGUAAUAUGCUUGUAUUUGGCAGCAAACAGUUUUCUUCAGGUCACCUAAACAUUAAGGGAAAUCUGUAAGUAAUAGUAGUACAUGGCAAAAUAAUUAAGGUGAACUUUUGUGUGUAUCAGAUACUCAUGGAUAUCUCUACAUCACGUUAAUGGAAGACUUCUUGGCGUCAAGCACACAACUGUUGAGGAGCAGCAUCUAAAUUAAAGUUAAAAAUACAGUAUGCAUAAAGACAUUAAAAACAUAGUAUACAUAUAAAAACAAGUUAUAGACACAGGAAAAUAUGACGUGAGUGUGUGUUAGUUAUAUAUGGUGGGCAAAAUAAAACUAGCCCGCAAAACUAUUUCAUGCACCUUAAGGUAGGCAGCCCAACUUACGUCAUCCACCCCAUGAGCAGAUGUUAUCAGUUGGGUUGCAUAUCUUAAGGUGCACGAGAUAGGUUUGCCAGCCAGUUUUAUUUUGCACACCUUCUACAUGCCCCUGUUAUCCUAUUCGCUUUUCUGCUAGUUACUAAGUGUACAAUUUAACAGCACAUUGCACUGUUCCACAUACUGUCACACAGAGGUUGUAUGAUAAACUGACGACUGAGUCAGCCGAUGUUCGCUUUGAUGUGAGUGCAGCGAUAUUGCUUAUAAGUUACGACAAUAAUGGCAGCUUCAUGAGAGAUGCAUAACUUAUAAUAUCUGUGUCCUUGCUGGUGGACAACGAAUAAAACUUAGAAAACAGAGAAAGCCACAUUGACCUUCCGACCUUCAGAUACACAUGCUCCAAUGUGUCUACAUAUAUAUGCCCCCCGUGUGUAAACGGAAGGCAACCUCCGAAGUAAUGCUGCUGUCAGAAGAUGGCACAGAGGCAUGCAACAUCAAACGGCCGGAGGUGCGAUGACGGCAGUGAAUUAGCAAGACUCCUGACCACAGCAUCGGGCGGCGACAUACAAUGCAAAAAUUAGGGUGCCUGGUUUCACAGGGCAAGACACGCAAAAUAACCCUGUGCGCCCAGUGUGGAUGAGAUAGAUCGUAUCAGCAUUGUCUGCCCCAACACGCAAAGGUAGGCAGUAAGAAGUUUGCCUACAGAGUGACGCCACAGGCUCGAACCGUAGUCGAUCAGAGCAGGAGCCCGGCAGGCCUAAAGGUGGCCCAUUAGUUGGCGUAUGGAAAGUUGUCAGCAUUUAGGUCAACGUGAAGAGUGGGGCCGCAACAACACACGGAAGACUCUGGAGGCGCAGACUGGUUGAUCCUCCUUGACUGUCGUAGGUACCCCCUUGGGGCUGGUGGCAGACUGCAAUCCUUCUCACCGGAAACUUUUACAGGCUCGGAACGUCUCUGUUUCGUUAAAGUACCACUUUUCAUCACAAAAGCCACAGAUGGGGCAUGAAGCAACCGGGUCACCCACACUACCGUGGUCCUCCCUUUCCGCUGUGUCUGUGUUAUUUCGGCUCUGGUCGCUGUACUUAUCUGUUGCAUACGGUAACUGUCUCGACGCCUCGCCUCGGAGACAGUACUUGUCAUAUCAGCAGAUAGCCAUCGAUGUAACUUUGUCUGGCGGGCCUCAACUGAUCGAUUUCUGCAUUGGCCAUGGCAGGUGUCUAAAUUUUACUCAGCCGUGUCAAGUAAAUUAAGUGCAGCGUAGUAAUACAAAUGUAUAAUAUUUUUAAUGUCUUUUCGCAUACAGUAUUUUUGACCUUGAUUUAGGUGCUGCAAUUGAUGAUAAUUAUGUACUUGUCGGCAAGGAACCUUCCUUUAACCCAUUGUAGUGGUAUCCCCGUUUAUCUGCUGUGCAGAGUAGCUCAUCUUAGUUAUUGUGUCGUGAACUAUAUCUUAUACAUUUCUGUUAAUAGGUGGGUGACUUGAAGAUUGUUGCUCUACCAGAGUUGUUUGUCGAUAAACAAAUACAUAUUACAGCGGCUUUUGAUAGUUUCGUGAUGCCGUUUUUUUUAAAAUACUUUGAAACUGUGCGGCUCUAUUUAGAAAAUGAUCUAGUUUAAGCUCGCGCUAUCUCACCCUAAUGGCGUUUAACCCAGUGGACCUUCAUUCACGAGAUAUCGUCCUCGAAAAGCGGAUGAAUGAAUUUACUA
Molecule: messenger RNA, 4252 nt
Organism: Schistocerca gregaria
Lineage: Eukaryota; Metazoa; Arthropoda; Insecta; Orthoptera; Acrididae
Product: hornerin-like
Exons: 5
Coding region: 191-1969 (592 amino acids)
Source: RefSeq, a predicted model, not a curated record